Didymodactylos carnosus is the source of this 2181-nucleotide messenger RNA. NCBI's taxonomy places the organism in Eukaryota, Metazoa, Rotifera, Eurotatoria, Philodinida, Philodinidae. The record is from the annotation of a GenBank genome assembly.
AUGUGUAUGUGCACGAUCGAAGCCAUGAAAGAAAAAUCAAAAAAUGCUGCCCGAAGUCGACGAGAAAAAGAGAAUGCCGAAUUUUAUGAAUUAGCCAAAUUAUUACCAUUACCACAUGCCAUUACAGAUCAAUUAGAUAAAGCAUCAGUGAUUCGAUUAACAACAAGUUAUUUAAAAAUGAGAGCGAUCAUUCCCGAAGGACUUGGAGGUGCUUGGGGAAGCCGAUCUAGUACUCAAACAUAUAUUGAGCAAGAAGUCAAUUCCCAAUUAACACAGAUUCUGGAUGGAUUUUUAUUUGUCGUUGGUCCAGAUGGAAAAAUUAUGUACAUAUCAGAAACGGCAUCCACUCAUUUAGGCCUAUCUCAGGUUGAAUUGACGGGGAACAGUAUUUAUGAAUAUAUCCAUCCAAUUGAUCAUGAAGAAAUGGCAACAGUAUUAACAGCAUCAUUACCAUCAUAUGCUUAUAGUAGUUUUCAAGAAGAAUAUGAAAUGGAACGUUCAUUUUUUCUUCGUAUGAAAUGUGUUUUGGCUAAACGUAAUGCAGGUUUAACAUCAAGUGGUUACAAAGUUAUUCAUUGUAGCGGCUAUCUAAAAGUAAAACAAUUUAGUUUGGAUCUGACAUGUUACGAUAGAUGUUAUCAAAAUGUUGGACUAGUUGCAUAUGGUUAUUCGUUACCGAGUUGUUCAAUUACCGAAAUUAAAUUAUAUUCAAACAUGUUCAUGUUUCGAGCUAGUCAAGAUUUAAAACUAAUGUUUCUCGAUUCCAGAGUUUCAUAUAUAACCGGUUAUGAACCAAAUGAUUUAGUUGACAAAACACUUUAUCAUUAUGUUCAUACAAAUGAUUUAAUGGCACUUCGAUGGGCACACCAGAUUUUGCUUAGCAAAGGACAAGCGACAACAUGCUAUUAUAGAUUCUUAGCGAAAGACGGUGGUUGGAUAUGGUUACAAAGUUACGCAACACUAGUCCAUAACAGUCGAUCAUCUCGACCCAAUUGUAUCGUUAGUGUUAAUCAUGCUCUAAGUGGCAUCGAAGCUAAAUAUUUACAUCUUUCAAUCGAUCAAGUUGAAAAACGUUCUAACGUUGCCUAUCCAUCACCAAUGAAUAGUGGUGUUGAAAAAUUAAAUAAUACAAAUUCAUCUAAUCGAACAUUAAAAAUAAAAUCUCGACCAAAACAACGUAAAUCACCUUAUCAAUCAACAUCGCCAAAUACAUCAUCAACAACCACAGUACCAUUGACGGUAACAACAGGAAUACAACAACUACAUGGUGUCAGUUUAUUGCCAGAUGAUAGAAGCUCAUCCUCAGCCGAUGGUUGCAAUUCGAUUGCCGAUUGUUACAAUGAUGAACUCUUUUUUGCUCCUUCUUCAUCGUCUUAUCCAUAUGCAUUAUAUAAUGCAGCUGCGGUAGCAUUAGAUAAUCGUUUACGAGUUGAAGCUUCUGCUACACCUUAUCUAUACAACUAUACGAAUAACGAUAAAUGUGCGGUGACAGCAGUUCUGACUCCGUCUGAAAAAACUAAAUUGAACUGUUACAAUGAAACUCAAGACAGUUAUGAUACAUCUCAUCGUUUAUGGGUAGAUUCAUCUAACAGCAAUAAUUAUCCUGCAUUUAAUGAUGAAUCAACCGUAAAUCUUGUACCGUCAACACCAAAGUCAUCAACUUCCACAACGCGUAAAAAAUCAAUUAAAAUUAAACAAUCUCCAGAUCAUUAUGAUAUAACAACGUCAACAGCCAGUCGACUUCGAUCAAUUAAUACAUGUAAUUCAGAUGUUGUUUCGCCGUAUUGUACAAAUAAUAAUAAUAAUAAUAAUAAUAACGCGACAGCAAUAUCACCGAAAAAAGUUCAUUUAAAACUAUCCCAACGUGAAUGCACAAAAUCAUCAUCCACUCAACCAUCAUACAUAACAGAAAUACACUAUCAAAAUACAAAUAAUCAUCAUAAAAUAUCUAAACUUAACAGUGAAGUUAACUUAACAACAACGUCAUCUUUAUCAUCUUCUACGUCACCAACUAACGGUGGUCUAUACCAGAAUUGUUAUAAAUUGGAUAAUUCUUAUUCUGAUCAAUUACAAAAUUCAAGGAGGUACCACAAUUAUGAUCAACCGAUUGGUUAUCAUCAUACGUCUGUUAUUGUCGAUAGUCAACAGUAUUUUAUGAAUGGAUAUGGAACAGCGUUUUGA